This is a messenger RNA of Durio zibethinus, 2073 nucleotides long. RefSeq names its product ethanolamine-phosphate cytidylyltransferase-like. Lineage: Eukaryota; Viridiplantae; Streptophyta; Magnoliopsida; Malvales; Malvaceae. Gene Ontology annotation, biological process: phosphatidylethanolamine biosynthetic process. The record is from RefSeq and is a predicted model, not a curated record. Gene Ontology annotation, molecular function: ethanolamine-phosphate cytidylyltransferase activity. Gene Ontology annotation, cellular component: cytoplasm.
UAGUGUGGGAGGAUAUGAUAUUAAUUUGGUCAAAGCUUGCCUUUCGUUAAGACUUAAGAAAAUGGACUUGUUAAAUCUUGGAUGAAUAGAAUAGGCACGUUAAAGAGUGAAAGGGACUAUAAUAAUAAUUAGAUAAAAUUUAGAAAGAUCUAAUUAGUAUUACUUAAAGAACAGAAAACAAUUGGUAACAUCUUUGUAAGAAAAUGAUUUUAUUUAAUUUUUUUAUACAAGGAGGCCGCGUUAUAGGGACUAGGGAAGAUUCAUUUUGGAACAGGUCUUUUUCAGAAACCCCGUGGGAGAGAACCGAGAAAAAGAGAGAGAGAAAGAGAAAGAGGAGGAGGAGACACGAACACAAAACUAAGAAAAAAAGAAAAGAAGAAAAAGGUUUUGUGUCUCCUCUUGAAGAGAGAAUGUCAAUGGAAUAUGAGAGUAACAAUUGGAUUUGGGAUGGGGUGUAUUACUAUCCCCAUCUCUUUGGUGGCCUAAUGCUAACGGCCGCCUUGCUCGGUUUGUCAACAACUUAUUUUGGUGGAAUUGGACUUUUCCCAUUGUCAUAUGUUUGGUCAGAUUUAGGGAUAUUCCACAAGAAGAAGCGUGAGAAGAAGCGCAUUCGGGUUUACAUGGAUGGAUGCUUUGAUCUCAUGCAUUAUGGCCACGCCAACGCGUUGAGGCAAGCUAAGGCAUUAGGAGAUGAAUUGGUGGUGGGUGUUGUCAGUGAUGAGGAGAUUAUUGCUAAUAAAGGCCCUCCCGUUCUACCCAUGGAAGAGAGGCUGGCACUUGUCAGUGGAUUAAAGUGGGUAGAUCAAGUAAUAGCGAAUGCCCCCUAUGCAAUUACUGAGCAAUUCAUGAACAGUCUGUUCAAUGAGCAUAAGAUUGACUAUAUAAUACAUGGUGAUGAUCCUUGCCUUCUCCCAGAUGGAACUGAUGCUUAUGCCUUGGCAAAGAAAGCUGGUCGCUACAAGCAGAUUAAACGCACUGAAGGUGUCUCCAGCACUGAUAUUGUAGGAAGAAUACUUUCUUCUGUAAAGGAUACUAAAGGAGGUGGAAGUAAUAAUAGCACACUUUUGAAUGAAGAUUCGGGUGAAAGACAUCAAUCAAAAAGGGGACAGGUUUCCCAAUUCCUACCAACAUCUCGGCGGAUUGUGCAAUUCUCAAAUGGCAAGUCUUAUUCAGUUUUUACCCAGGGACCUGGACGAAAUGCUCUCGUUGUGUAUAUUGAUGGGGCAUUUGAUCUCUUUCAUGCAGGGCAUGUUGAGAUCCUCAAGAAGGCAAGGCAGCUUGGAGACUUUUUGCUAGUUGGUAUCCAUGCUGACCAUAUUGUGAGUGAGCAUAGGGGGAUGCCCUACCCAGUUAUGCAUGUACAUGAGCGCAGUCUUAGCAUGUUAGCUUGCCGAUAUGUUGAUGAAGUUAUCAUUGGUGCACCUUGGGAAAUUACAAAGGACAUGAUUACAACUUUCAACAUUUCUUUGGUUGUGCAUGGGUCAGUUGCAGAGAGUAACUCUUUGUUGCCUGGUGAAACUGAUCCAUAUGAAGUUCCUAAGAGCAUGGGAAUUUUUCGGUUGCUUGAAAGCCCUAAAAGUAUAACCACAACUUCUGUAGCCCAAAGGAUAGUUGCCAAUCACGAGGAUUACAUGAAACGCAAUGCCAAGAAGGCACAGAGUGAAAAGAAAUACUAUGAAGAGAAGACUUAUGUUGCAGGAGACUAGUCGUACAGGUUUACGUUAGGUAGCAAGUUUGGUACAGUUCUUAACGCUAGCCUUGACCAUUCAUGUAGAUGCUUGUUGAAGACAGUAUUGAGAGAUAGGAAGAAAAGAAAUGACACGGAAAUACAUCAAUACCAGAGACUUCCAAGCGAACAGUUUUAGCUUUUAUUAUUUUUAUUUAGUUCCUGAGAUACAGAGGAAUCUUAUAAUAAUUUGUUUACUAUCAUGCUUGUAAACAAUGUAAUCCCUGAUUAAUUUAUCCCCUGGUGCUCCUAAUUUAUUCAAAAGCAAAGAAGCUAUUUUUAUAUUACCUGAUAAUUUUGAUUACUAGUUCCAGGUUUAUUAAAAUACAUAGACCAAUAACCCAAAA